Sporisorium graminicola is the source of this 231-nucleotide messenger RNA. RefSeq lists its product as uncharacterized. The record is from RefSeq and is a predicted model, not a curated record. Lineage: Eukaryota; Fungi; Basidiomycota; Ustilaginomycetes; Ustilaginales; Ustilaginaceae. Gene Ontology annotation, cellular component: mitochondrial inner membrane. The transcript is spliced from 2 exons. Bases 1 to 231 code for a protein of 76 amino acids.
AUGGCAGGCCACGCAGCAGGAGCCUCUUCGUCACGAUGGUACAAGCCCAUGCCUGGGUUCCACCCACAUCAGCCCGCGUUCAAGCACCGAUGGGGAGCCAAGCUGCUCGGUGCCACCAUGUGGUUCUGGAUCUUCUACCGCGCUAAGCAGGACGGCGCUGUUCUCCUUGGCUUGAAACACCCUUGGGACGGCCACGGACACCACGACGAGCACCACGACGAGCACCACUAG